Messenger RNA from Westerdykella ornata, 2280 nucleotides. RefSeq names its product cytochrome P450 67. The record is from RefSeq and is a predicted model, not a curated record. Lineage: Eukaryota; Fungi; Ascomycota; Dothideomycetes; Pleosporales; Sporormiaceae. Gene Ontology annotation, molecular function: heme binding; oxidoreductase activity, acting on paired donors, with incorporation or reduction of molecular oxygen; iron ion binding. Bases 396 to 2054 code for a protein of 552 amino acids. The transcript is spliced from 5 exons.
CUUGGUUUUUGUUUGACUUAACAACCUGAAAUGAAUGCCUUCAGUAGCGGAACAGGCGCAUGAUUUGACGUGCUUAUUUCAAUCCUUGUACGCAUGCGCUUACUCACCUCUAGCUAAUCAUAUGCUACGGCUAUUUCAGAUCGCAUCAAGGAUUUAUAGUCAUCGAUUCGCCCUUCCACAAAGUCUUUGCGGCGCUACACGACGCCUAAUCCGCAACUCCGCAAUCGACUCCGCACAUAGUCCACCCUUGGAACAGGGCACAAUCCACAUUGCAGAGUUAUUGGAUAUCGCAACAACCUUAUAUAUGACCGUCGCUGCAUUACCUUUGGGUGACAGAUCUCGCCUCUUUCAGUUUCAUCGCCACAACGACCAACAUCCAUAUCUCGGAAAGUGUCAUGAGGGGCGAUAUCCUCCACACUGCAUUCGCAUCGGCAAUAUGCGGAGUUUUAUUCCACCUCCUUGUCCUGGCUUUGCCAUUCGAGUUUGAACUUGUCAUGUUCCAUUUUAUGGCUACAUACGUCGUGGCAUCAGUGGGUUAUACAUUCACUCUUAUGCAAGUCUAUGGCAUGACCUUCUUGGGCGCACUGGGAAGAGUAGCACUGUCAUCCGUUAUCUUCAACGCGGCGACACUGUCCAGUAUCGCUAUAUACCGCUUGUUCUUCCACCGAUGCCGAAACAUACCGGGACCUGUUCUAGCACGUCUAACCCGCUUUUACGCAAUGUAUCAGACGGCGAAAGAAAUGACAUACUUCAAAGAACUGGACAAGAUGCAUCAAAAAUACGGCGAUUUUGUGCGCGUGGGUCCCCGAGAUGUAAGCGUCAUGCGAAAGGAGGCGCUUCCCUUAGUCUACGGCCCGAAAACGGAGUGCAGGAAAGCAACCUGGUAUGGGCAGCAGGGUCACAACCCGAAAAAGCUUUCUUUGAGUAUGCUGCGGGAUAAGAAGCUCUAUAGGCUACGUCGGCGCGCUUGGGAUCGAGGGCUUUCGAUGAAGGCACUUGCUAGCUAUGAAACUCGUAUCAAAGCCAACGUCGAAAAGUUCAUUAGUCAAAUCCAAAAGCGUUCAGGGGAAGGCAUCGACGCAACAGCAUGGUCGAUGUUGUACUCAUUCGACAUCAUGGGCGACGUUGGUUUCAGCAAGGACUUCGAAAAUUUGAGCAGCGGAACGGAGCAUCCAGCAAUCAAAGUGCUCCACGACCAUGUAAAAAUCCUUGCAACUCUGGUCACGGUGCCCUGGUUGUUGAAUAUGUUUGCCUCGAUACCGGGAGCGGGGAGUCAGUUUGCGAUAUUCUUUAAGAUCUGCGCGGAUCAGCUCGAUGCUAAAGUGAAGGGGUGGAGCGGAGAAAAGCAACCCGAAGAUGUUAUGAGUUGGCUAUUGAAAGCAGUGAAGGAAAACGACGUGUCAGCGGCACCAUCGCGGGAAGCUUUGGAGGACGACUGUCGGGUGCUCAUUAUCGCCGGAAGCGACACAAAAGCCACUGCUUUGGCAUGCCUAUUAUACUACCUGGCGAAGUAUCCUCGAGUGCAGAAGAAACUACAAGCUCUCAUUGGCGAAGCCAUGCUUGGCGGUUAUUCUGAAUGGAGUUAUACCAAGGUAAAGUCCGUGACUUACCUUGACGACAUUAUCAACGAAACCCUGCGGCUCAAGCCGCCUUUCAUGGUCCUCCCUCCACGCGAAACACCACCCCAAGGCAUGCACAUUGGAGACACCUACAUUCCUGGUAACACGAACGUAUAUGUUGCUCCAAUUCUAAUUCACAGGGACCCAAGGUGGUGGAAGGAGCCAGAGGAAUUCCUUCCUGAGCGGUGGGGAGAACUGCGGGCGGAAAUGCAUACCGAUGAAGCGCCUUAUAUUCCUUUCAACUCCGGGCUGCACUCCUGUCCUGGUCAGAAUCUUGCAAUUGUCAGCCUGCGUUACUUGGUUUCAUCCGUGGUGCAGAACUUCGAUAUCGAGUUUGCUCCUGGAGAAACAGGAGAAACCUUCGAUAAGGAUUUCGAGGACACGGCUUUGAUGAAACUUCCCCCGCUCAAACUUAGGUUUGUAAAACGAGGAUGACUCGUGCAGUCUGACACCAAUUGGAGUUGCCAGACCAACGGGCUGGACGCUCGUGUGUGCUGAAAGCGUUGGGGAGCAUCGCCAUGAAGUGUUCAGGUACAUCAGUCACGUUAGGAACAUGCAUGGAUCUUUGUGUCAAAAGGUUGGCAAUUUAUACACCAGGAUAACUAGAUACAGCAGAAUAGAAUGGAUUGGUCAAGUUUGACCUUUUGGGUCAUGCGGAGAC